CAAACCUCUAACUUCUUUUUUUUAUAAAAAAUAUACAAAUGGCUUAUGCUGCUGCCAAGAUUGAUUGGAUUAAACUUCGUUCAUCUUAUAGUCUAAGUUCCUCAGUCAUAUCAUCUCUUUUUGCCUUUCAUCAAUGGAAUCUUAAUACCAGAGCAAAAAUAGGAAUUUUAGAGAAACAGCUACAAGAUAUAGAUUUUACCUAUUAUCGCUCUAUUUUAAAGAAUAAAUCUAUUGUUAACCAGAUAGAAAAGGAUCUUAAGACAUUUCGUCCAGUAAAAUACCGAGUAAAUCCACAAAUCAAAGCUAUUCAACAGUUUGAAACAAAAGCGAUUGAAAAUGCUACAAAAGUACAAGAAAACGCAAAUAAAGAACUUAUAGAACUUGAAACGGCUUUAUUAAAUAUUCAACAGGCAUUACCAAUUGACGAACUAACAGUAGAAGAUGUAUUAACGGCAUGUCCUAAAAUUGAAGAAAAAGUUGAAGAGAUGGUAAAACGUGAAAAAUGGUCUGUUCCUGGUUAUAAAGAGAAAUUUGGUGAUCUAGCAAUUAUGUAAAAAAUACUUCAAACAAAACAAAACUUUAAUCAUUC
Molecule: messenger RNA, 589 nt
Organism: Pneumocystis carinii B80
Lineage: Eukaryota; Fungi; Ascomycota; Pneumocystomycetes; Pneumocystales; Pneumocystaceae
Exons: 3
Coding region: 39-554 (171 amino acids)
Biological process (GO): proton motive force-driven ATP synthesis
Molecular function (GO): proton transmembrane transporter activity
Source: RefSeq, a predicted model, not a curated record